Messenger RNA from Rhipicephalus sanguineus (brown dog tick), 5993 nucleotides. RefSeq names its product multidrug resistance-associated protein 1. Gene Ontology annotation, molecular function: ABC-type transporter activity; ATP hydrolysis activity; ATP binding. Gene Ontology annotation, biological process: transmembrane transport. The transcript is spliced from 30 exons. The record is from RefSeq and is a predicted model, not a curated record. Bases 149 to 4753 code for a protein of 1534 amino acids. Gene Ontology annotation, cellular component: membrane. NCBI's taxonomy places the organism in Eukaryota, Metazoa, Arthropoda, Arachnida, Ixodida, Ixodidae.
GAAAGGAACACGUUCCUCUUCGAAGACGGUACGAAAAGGACGCUGCGGAGCUGAAAUCGAAAAUGUGGUGUGACUGUUGGCGGGAUCGAAGACUCUGAGAGGAAGAAGGACAUCACGUAUCGUAAGGGCACCGUCCUCCCAGGUCGCCAUGCAGUCCUUUUGUGGAUCUGCGUUUUGGGACUCCGACCUCUCCUGGAACCGCAGGACGAACCCCGAUCUGACGACAUGCUUCCAAGACACCGUGAUGCUGUGGGUGCCUUGCGGUCUGCUGUGGACCUGCGCGCCGUUAGAGUUCCUUGCCAUGGCGAAGAGCAAGAGCAGGAGAAGACCCUGGACCCUACUGACCAUUACCAAACUGUUUUUCUCUCUGGUGCUGAUCGCCACUUCACUCAGCGAGCUGGCGAACUGCUUCACGAGGCUUGGUCGGGGCGCUCAGCUUUAUCCAGUCGACUACGCGGCGCCGUCAAUACGGCUCGUUACUUUCGGUCUGACCGUUUCCUUGAUCAUCGGAGGUCGACGCGCCGGCUUCUACACGUCGGCCCCACUGUGCCUCUUCUGGCUGCUGAUGUCCGUGGGCGCUGUUCUUCGCUACAGGUCGAUCAUGAUCAGAGUCUUCGGUCAGGAGAACCUCGACAGUGAGCACAAGAUGCGGAAUCUCGAGUUUGACUUCGUAGUGACGGUCGUCUACUUUCCCGUCGUGACAUGCCAGUUCGUGAUGAGCUGCUUCGCCGACAAGUCACCGAGGCUUAGGCAGAAAGCGAAUGCAUCGCCCGAAACAAAGGCGUCUUUCAUAUCGGCGAUUUUCUUCUGGUGGUUCAACGGGAUGAUAUUCCGCGGAUACAAGCAGCCGUUGCGGCUCGGCGACAUGUGGAGUUUGGACCAAGCCAACGAAACGAGGCACAUCGCCAACAACUUCGACCACUUCUACCGUCGCGAGAAGCCGUCGAAGAAGCCCACUGCAGCGAAAAGUGGUGCCGAGAACACAGGACUAUCAUCAUCCUCGCCUGAAAUUGGAAUAAUGGCGCCGCUCUUUCGGACAUUCCUGCCCGAGCUCAUCGUGCUGGGUUUUCACAAGCUCGCUGGAUCACUGCUCACGUUCGUCAAUCCUCUGGCGUUGGACCUGCUGAUAAGAUUCAUGGACUCGGACGAUCCCGCAUGGCAUGGAGCCCUGUUCUCGUGCACCAUGUUCUUCGCGUCGAUGGCCGAGUCCCUGUUCAACAGCCAGUACGAGUACCGCAUAUUCCUCGUGUCCAUGCGCAUGCGCUCUGCCAUGAUCAACGCCAUCUACAGGAAGGCGCUCACGCUGUCGAGCUCUGCGAAAGGCCGCUUCACCACGGGAGAGAUCGUGAACCUCAUGGCGGUCGACACGCAAAGGAUCAUGGAAUACAUACAGGUGUUCAACUACCUGUGGACCACGCCGAUUCAGGUUGCCCUGGCCACAUACCUACUGUGGCAGCAGCUGGGAGUGGCUACUCUGGGUGGCCUCUUUGUCAUGGUCAGCCUGCUGCCAAUCAACGGCUGGGUCACCGCGUACCUGCGAAAGUACCAGUUCAGCAUCAUGGAACAGAAAGACCGGCGCAUCAAGCUACUGAACGAAAUGCUGGCUGGCAUCAAGGUGCUGAAGCUGUACGCUUGGGAGACGGCCUUCCAGAAGCGUGUGCAGAAUCUCCGCAACCAGGAGCUCAUCUACUUGAAGAAGCAGGCGUACCUUAAUGCGGCCAUCGUGUUUUCUUUCGCGUGCGCACCGUUCCUGGUGGCGCUGGUGAGCUUUGGGGUGUACGUCACGAUAGACAGCGAGAACAUAUUGGACGCGAACAAGGCGUUCGUGUCGCUCACGUUGUUCAACACCGUGAGGGUGCCACUUGGACUCCUGCCGCUGAUCGUCUCCAACACUGCCAUGUUCCUCGUGUCCCGUGACCGUAUCAACGACUACCUUCGCUCGGAUGACUUGGAUCCUACGGCUGUGCAGACUGAUGCCAACCAAGAAGAGGCCGUGAAAGUGCAAGACGCCUCGUUCGCCUGGUCUCGAGGCAGCCCAGCGAUGCUCAAGGACAUAACGGUCAGCGUGCCCAAGGGUUCACUCGUCGCCAUCGUGGGUUCGGUCGGAUCGGGCAAGUCGUCCCUGCUCUCGGCCUUCCUCGGCGACAUGGUCAAGCUCAAGGGAUCCGUAACCGUUAGCGGCUCUCUAGCCUACUCGCCUCAGCAGGCUUGGAUCCAGAACGAGAGCGUCAGGAACAACAUCCUCUUCGGCAACAAUUACGACAAGGACCGCUACGACCAGGUGAUCGAAGCAUGCGCCUUGAAGCCAGACCUGGCGGUGCUGCCUGCGGGUGACAGCACCGAAGUUGGCGAGAAGGGCAUCAACGUGAGCGGUGGCCAAAAGCAGCGCAUCAGCAUCGCGAGAGCGGUGUACAGUGGCCGUGACGUCUACCUACUGGACGAUCCUCUGAGCGCCGUCGACUCGCACGUGGGCAAGCAGAUCUUCGACAAGGUCAUCGGACCCAAGGGCAUGCUGCGGGACAAGACCCGCGUACUGGUCACCCAUCGGCUCUCGGUGCUCCCGGAAGUGGACACCGUGGUCGUCAUGCGCAAUGGACGCGUGUCGGACUGCGGAAGCUUCCAGGAGCUGCUGUCCCGGGGUGGUGCCUUCUCCGAGUUCCUGACGCAGUUCAUCAAGGAAAGCGAGCAGAACGAGGAAGGCCUCUCGGAGGAAGACGUCGAGCUCUUCAGCGCCAUAGCGUCGCAAGCGUCCUUGUCCUCUCCCGAGCUCGUCCGGUACCGCUCGGCAAGAAGCGAAACAAGCGACGUCGAUUCGAGUGCACCUGAGGAUGUCUACGUUUCGGGCAGCGGGCCACGUCGCCGGCAGUUUUCGCGUAGGAGCAGCGGCCGCGAAUCUUCUGGUGCAGCCGGAAGCAGCGUGGCGCGGGGGAAGGAGCCGCUCCACGACAGGGCGUCCAAGGCCAAGCUCACCGAGGAAGAGACGGCGCAAGAGGGAUCGGUGAAGUGGGGUGUGUACUGGGACUUCGUGAAGGCCAUGGGAACGUGGAUGACGAUGUUUACCCUGUUGACGUUCGUUAUAUCGCACGUAUUCAACAUCGCCGGCAGUAUCUGGCUCGGCCUCUGGAGCAACGACGCCCUCGACCCCGAACUGGCCACAGACCCCGCACAGAAGAACUACAGGCUCGGAAUGUACGCCAUGUACGGCACCGUGGAGACCGUGUUCGUGCUGUGCGGAGGUGUGUGGCUAAACCUGGCUAUGCUGAGGGGCAGUCGCGUGGUCCACGACCGAAUGCUGCAUCGCGUGCUGCGUGCGCCCAUGGCCUUCUUCGACACCACGCCCAUGGGCCGCAUACUCAACAGGUUCUCGAAGGAUGUCGAUGCCGCGGACGUGACGCUGCCGUUCAACGCACGCAUGUUGCUUGUGCAGUUUAUGCGCACCGUGGUGGCGUUCGUGCUGAUUGCUCUACAAACACCGCUCUUCCUGACCGCUGUACUACCACUGUUGCUCAUAUACUACUACAUACAGAAAGUCUACAUCGCCACGUCGCGGCAGCUUAAGCGGCUCGAGUCGGUCUCGCGGUCGCCUAUCUACGUGCACUUCUCGGAGACGGUGACCGGGAGCAGCUCGAUCCGGGCCUACGGUGUCGGCAAGCGAUUCGUUGACCACUCGGACGAGCUGACGGACAUCAACCACAGCACCUACUUUCCCAGCAUCGUGGCUAGUCGGUGGCUCGCCACAAGACUGGAGUUCAUCGGUUACACCAUAGUGCUAAUAGCUGGACUACUUGCGGUCAACAGCCGAGAUACCCUGUCUCCCGGCAUGGCUGGCCUUUCGGUCAGCUACGCUCUCACGGUCACAUUGACGAUGAACAUGCUGGUCCGUUCUACGUCCGACACGGAAACGAACCUUGUCUCGGUCGAACGCUGCUUGGAGUACACAAAGGUGACGCAAGAGGCUCCUUGGGAGAACCCCUAUUUCAAGCCCGACCCUUCGUGGCCAGUCACCGGAGAAGUCGAAUUCCAGAAUUACUCGACUCGGUACCGAGCAGACUUGGACCUUGUCCUCAAAGGGAUCACAUGCGACAUCAAGCCCGGUGAAAAGGUUGGCAUCGUUGGCAGGACGGGCGCGGGCAAGUCUUCGCUGACGCUGGCUCUGUUCCGCAUCAUCGAGGCCGCCGGCGGCGCCAUUAACAUCGACGGGCUGGACAUAUCAACGCUUGGCCUGUACGACCUGCGUAGGAAGCUCACCAUCAUACCACAGGAUCCGGUGCUGUUCAGCGGGACGCUGCGCUCCAAUCUGGACCCUUUCGAUGUGAAGGGCGAGGAGGAGCUGUGGCGGGCGUUGGAGCACUCGCACCUCAAGGACUAUGUCGCCAGCCUGUCGGAGGGCCUCCAGCACGAAAUAGCCGAGGGUGGCGAAAACAUCAGCGUGGGCCAGCGGCAGCUUGUGUGCCUGGCUCGUGCCCUGCUGCGAAAGUCUCGCAUCUUGAUCCUGGACGAGGCCACGGCCGCGGUUGACAUGGAAACGGACGACCUGAUACAGGCCACCAUCCGGCGAGAGUUCGCCGACUGCACCAUCAUCACGAUCGCCCACCGGCUCAACACCAUUCUCGACUACGACAGGGUGAUUGUCCUGGAUAGCGGCGAAAUCGCAGAGAGCGACUCACCGCGGGAGCUCAUGAAGCGAGAGUCCUCGAUCUUCUACGCUAUGGCCAAGGACGCGAACUUGCUGCAGGCGCCGCAGCAGGACUGAUCUUGAAGAGCAUUUUUUGUGCGAAUCAUCAACGAACUGCUCAUUCAAUCAGGCAUACCCUGACAUUGCCAUCAGCGCUUGGCUCCGUGGAUGGCACAUCGCUUGAAAGCCUACUUAAGACACUGUCCCCGAUGUGAAAUAGUGGCGCAAAUCAAAAUGCGUACACGUUCAUGCUCGGUGACGUGAACAUCUAGAUGGGAAAUAGGUAGGCAACAUAACUUCGCCACGAACACUCAGUUUGUGUGUUAUCGUGAUGACGAUAUUUUGUAAGAUGUUGCAUGGCGUUGUGCCUUUUAAGAAACAUUAUUCAGAUGUUUGGCUUUGGUCAAUCGGUCACUCGCGUAAAAUGCGAUGUUGGGUAUUUAUUGAACUCACGAAUGUCUGCCUGUAGUUCUGCAUUUAUAUUCUUGCCGCAUUUUUACAAUAAUCAUUAAAAUAUAGUCUAUCGUCAUGCUUUGCUGCAAAUUAUGUCUAAGUGGCCUAUGUGCGGUGAUGCGGCAUCAGCAGACACCGUUGGCGUUAGUUGCAGUCUUACAGCAGUUCCUCAGAUGCGUACUUUAGGCACUGAAAACGGUCACAUUCGCAGGCACGUGCAACUAGACACUAGUUUGUGUUCUUGAAUGUAGAUAGAAAUCUCUGAACAAAAUCUAGUUGAAGCGUUUGUGUUAAAAACAUCUUAGAAUCUUACGCGUUCUUAUUUCAUAAAGGUAUCGGCGAAAGCAGAACACGCAGUUGACGUGGUAGAUAUACAUGUAUAUUGCUUGUGUGUUCAUUUGUGUGCAUUGUACGCGUGCAGAUGCGUAACAUUACAAACCGAAUCCUUCCCGUCAUCACCGAAAGUUAACAGGAUUAACUUAGAAAGUUUAAAACGUUUGACUAAAGUAAGUUUCAGACAUACUUAGGACAAGCUUGAACCAGGUCCUACGGCGUACCUGACUCGCUGGAUGAGCAGAGUCACUUUGACUUAUGCUCAAAAUGUUUUUUAUUCCUUGAGUGAGAGGUGUGUGGAAUCAACUCAAGAGCUUUCUAUAUACCUGCAACGAAGUUGCAUUCUUUUGUUUUUCAUUAUUUCCAUGUUGCGCUAUUGUACAGUUAUGCCUGUUAUUUUGUGUACUAAAGUGCUCACUCUUCCGGAUUGCCUACCCGCCAUAUUUCGUGGAUAAAUUAAUAAAUAGCCCGAACUCCGCCAAUCUGACUUUCCUUUCUUUAGGCGUGCAUUAGCACUACGCACAAGCCAAAC